AUGGCUACCGCAGCAGUGCAAAUACCGUCGCACAAUCGCAUCGAGUCGGGCUCAAACCAAUUGAAGCCGGCAGCAUAUCCAAGUGAAGCCGACUCUAAUGCCCCGCCUAAAGCCGAUGUCCACAAGAUUGCUUCGGAAUGGGCUGAAUCGUUGAAUAAGGCUCUGUCGAACCGAGAUUACGAAAGCCUCAAGCAGCUGUUUCUACCAGGCUCGUGCUGGCGUGAUCAGCUUGCCCUCUCCUGGGAUUAUCACACUUUCAACGGACCAGAGAAGAUCAUCUCGUUCCUCGAAUCCUCCCCUCACGGCAGCCGUAUCAAGUCCAUAAGCAUCGACGAUAGUAGUGCUCUGCACUCGCCUCAUGUGUCUGCCGCGGACUUCAAUGGCAAGAUUAACGGUGUGGGAUCGUUUCUGAACAUCGAGACCGAUGUUGGUAAGGGACCCGGCAUCGUUAGACUGUUGCAAGAUCAGCAAGACGGUGGGAAAUGGAAGGCUUUCACACUCUUUACGGCAAUGCAUGAGUUGAAGGGUCAUGAGGAAACCGUGCGUGGGAACAGACCACAUGGAGUUACUCACGGUGGGAAGCCGGGGCGAAAGAACUGGCAGGAGAGGAGGACGGCGACGGAGAAUUUCGAGGGUGACAUGGAACCUACAGUCCUAAUCUUGGGUGCCGGACAAGGAGGCUUGACGUCUGCCGCACGUCUUCACCAAUUGGGCGUUCCAACCUUGAUCAUCGACCGCAACCCUCGUGUUGGAGACAAUUGGCGAAACAGGUAUCACCAACUAGUCCUUCACGAUCCUGUUUGGUAUGACCAUCUACCUUACGUCCCUUUCCCUUCACACUGGCCAAUCUUUACGCCCAAGGACAAGCUUGCGGAGUGGUUCGAAUCCUACGCCAAGUUGCUUGAACUGAACGUAUGGACCCAAACCAACCUCGAGUCAGCAAGUUGGGAUGGCAGCAAGCGGCAAUGGACCGUAAACCUUGAGCGUAAAAAGGCGGACGGUACCACCGAAAAGCGCACUCUCCACCCUCGCCAUGUCAUUCAAGCUACCGGACACAGCGGCGAGAUGUCCUUUCCUCAAAUCAAGGGCAUGGAGGACUUCAAGGGAGACCGUCUCUGCCACUCCAGUCAAUUCAAAGGUGCCACCUCAGAUUCUAAGGGCAAGAAAGCGAUCGUUGUGGGUUGCUGCAAUUCAGGCCAUGACAUCGCACAAGAUUUCUACGAGCAUGGCUACGAUGUCACUGUUGUUCAGCGAUCAUCUACGUAUGUCAUGUCAUCAAAAGAAGGCCUCGAUGUGCUGCUUGCUGGGCUCUAUGAAGAAGGUGGUCCUGAUACAGAAGACGCAGACCUACUGUUCAUGAGUAUUCCAAACGCCAUGCUGAAACGCAUGCACGUUGAUGCUACUAAGGAGAUCGCACGGAGGGACGCCGACCUGCUUGCCGGGCUUCGAAAGGCGGGCUUCAAGCUUGACAAUGGACCCGACGACGCAGGCUUCUUCAUGAAGUAUUUCCAACGUGGAGGCGGCUACUACAUCGACGUGGGAGCGAGUCAACUUAUCAUUGAUGGCAAGAUCAAAGUCAAGCAAGGCCAAGAGAUCGCGGAGGUCAAGCCGCAUGGCUUGCUGUUCGCUGAUGGCUCCGAGUUGGAGGCUGAUGAGAUCGUUUUUGCGACUGGAUAUCAGAACAUGCGUGGAACCGCCAGAAAGAUCUUUGGAGACGAGAUCGCUGAUCAAGUGAAAGAUGUCUGGGGCUUCGACGAAGAGGGUGAGCUGCGGACCAUGUGGAGGAAAACAGGCCAUCCUGGAUUUUGGUUCUUCGGUGGCAACCUCGCUUUGUGCAGAUAUUUCUCACGCAUGCUAGCUUUGCAGAUCAAGGCGAUGGAGGAGGGGAUCAUGAAAUACGAGGACCCGUGA
Messenger RNA from Letharia columbiana, 1911 nucleotides. RefSeq lists its product as uncharacterized. Gene Ontology annotation, molecular function: monooxygenase activity; flavin adenine dinucleotide binding. The transcript has 2 exons. Lineage: Eukaryota; Fungi; Ascomycota; Lecanoromycetes; Lecanorales; Parmeliaceae. The record is from RefSeq and is a predicted model, not a curated record. The coding region runs from base 1 to 1911 and encodes 636 amino acids.